AUGCUCCUCGGCAUGCUCCUCCACUGGAUCGUCGACACAAACCGCCGCAUCUACCCGUCCAUGGAGCGCGGCGGCUCCAUCGCCUACAUCAGCGACAUUGGCGCGCAGAAGCUCAAGCCGCUCUUCAUCGCCGGCUCCGCCGUCACCGUCGUCCUCCUCGACCUGGCCUUCCUCGCCGAGCGCUGGCUGCGCCACCGCGGCCGCCUCGUGCGCAACCAGUCGUCCGGCGAGCGCGCCCUCGUCUGGCUGAGCAUCCUGUUCGCUUUUGUCGGCGCCGCCGGCCUCGUCCUGCUGUCCGUCUUCGACACCUGGCGCCACAAGAAGCUGCACGACGUCUUUCUGCUUCUGUUUAUCGGCGGCUACUGGCUCUCUGCCGUCUUUAUCUGCUGGGAGUAUCAGCGCUUGGGCAUCAAAAACCGGCAGUAUCGCAUCCUCCGUUCCUCCUUUUGGAUCAAGCUCGCCUUCAUCCUGGUCGAGCUCGUCCUGGCCAUUGUCUUCGUCUCAACCACCUUCACCCACAACAACAACGUCGCCGCCGUCUUCGAAUGGGUCAUUGCCUUCAUCUUCACCUUUUACGUCGCCUCUUUUAUUAUUGACCUCAAGCCAGCCAUCUAUACAAAGAGCCACGCGGCGCGGUUUGAGAAGACGCAUCAGAUGGAGGAUGGACUCGAUGUAAACGGGCCCAAUGGCCUGACCGGGAAUGGCUUUGUGGCUGAUCGGACCGCGGCCCAUUUUUAA
This is a messenger RNA of Metarhizium brunneum ARSEF 3297, 738 nucleotides long. It is a transcript of the gene sfk1, whose product is annotated as Protein sfk1. NCBI's taxonomy places the organism in Eukaryota, Fungi, Ascomycota, Sordariomycetes, Hypocreales, Clavicipitaceae. The record is from RefSeq and is a predicted model, not a curated record. Gene Ontology annotation, cellular component: plasma membrane.